Messenger RNA from Beta vulgaris subsp. vulgaris (sugar beet), 387 nucleotides. RefSeq lists its product as uncharacterized. The transcript has a single exon. The record is from RefSeq and is a predicted model, not a curated record. Gene Ontology annotation, molecular function: zinc ion binding. Bases 1 to 387 code for a protein of 128 amino acids. NCBI's taxonomy places the organism in Eukaryota, Viridiplantae, Streptophyta, Magnoliopsida, Caryophyllales, Amaranthaceae.
AUGAAGGAGAAAGAGGAAGCUGCAAAAUGUGAUGUAAUCCCAUUUACACAGAGUUUGUUCCAGGUUAGUUAUUACUUGGACACUCUGAUAGUUGAGUUGAUUGGGAGGAAUUGCACAUGUAGAAAGUGGGAUAUGACUGGCCUCCCCUGCUGCGAUGCUAUUGCAACAAUCUUCUUCAUUCACAAAAAUGUUGAAGAUUAUGUUCAUCCAUCUUACGACAAAGAGGCUUACAUCAAAGCUUAUGUAGGCUUUAUCCCACCAAUAGAGGGUGAAAGGCACUGGCCUAGAAUUGAAUUUGAUGUUGACCCACCACCAAUAAAAGUGGGGCCAGAAAGACCAAGGAAAACAGGAGGAAAGACCCUUUUCAAGAUCUCAAAAGACCAAUGA